Cuscuta epithymum is the source of this 1424-nucleotide messenger RNA. The record is from the annotation of a GenBank genome assembly. NCBI's taxonomy places the organism in Eukaryota, Viridiplantae, Streptophyta, Magnoliopsida, Solanales, Convolvulaceae.
UUGGGAAGGUUGUACACUUGUCCAGCCAAGCCCUAUGAACAACUGACCCUACCGUUGUUUCACACUGAUAUAUCCAUCCUCUGUUCUCCUUCCUCGUUAGCAUCGCCUCCGCUUCCUUCUGUAGAGUGGUUGACUCUUACAUACUUCUGCAUUUCUCGAUUUGUCUCGCAAGCUUCAGCUCCGCCUCAUCUCCAAAUCCCCAAAUCCGUUGCUGUGUUUGGGUUUUUGGUUGAUAUCUCUGUCGAUGGCUUCCAAUUUCAAUCUCCAUGCUGCCAAAACCGCCACUUUGUUGGGCGGCGCAUCGCCCGUCGGUAACCGCCCGCUUGUUCCCCACCAGAAGUCCGUUUCUUUCCGAUCUGGUUCGAGAUCCGGUCCCGCAUUGCUCCAUCGACUCCAGAUGCAGGGUGGUUUUAAGGUCCUCGCACAGAGCAGUGAGGUGUCUACCAUUGAAGUAACUACAAAUUCCAAACCAGUUAUAGAGGAAAAGGAUGAAGAAAUCCCCAAAAUCGAGGAGGCCAUCCCAAGUGCUUCCUCAAUUUCAGCCUUUAUGUCUCAAGCAGCCCAUCUUGUUGAGCUUGUGGACUCGAGAGAUAUUGUGGAGCUGCAGCUAAAGCAGCAUGACUAUGAGAUUAUUAUAAGGAAGAAGGAAGCAUUGCCUCAGCAGCAGCAGAUAGCAGCUUCUGCUGCUCCUGUUGUUUGGCAACAGCCAGCUGUCCAGCAGGCCCCUGUUCAGCCACAACCACCUCCUGCUCCCACUGCUCAGGCGCCGGCGGCAGCACCUGCACUCCCACCUCCUUCAAAGCCCAAGUCGUCUCAUCCUUCAUUUAAGUGCCCGAUGUCUGGAACAUUUUAUCGCUCACCUGCUCCAGGGGAAGCCCCUUUUGUGAAGGUGGGAGACAAGGUCAGUAAAGGGCAAACGCUUUGCAUCAUUGAGGCAAUGAAAUUGAUGAAUACAAUUGAGGCGGAUCACUCUGGGACUGUAGUUGAGAUACUUGUUGAAGAUGGCAAGCCUGUCGGUUUGGGCACACCUUUGUUUACCAUUGCACCAUCUUCUUAGAACAGAGCGACAUACUUCUGUUAGGGAAUCAUAGUUUGGUGGGGAAGCUCGCAUCUGAGUUUCUAAGAGGUGCUGCCCUGUACCUUCAUCGUGUGCAUGUUUGGUUACCCCCAAAACAAAACUUGAUUUGGGGGGGCACACCUAAUCAUAUUUUUAGAUUGUAUUUGAUCUUUUUUAUAAUGAGGUGCUGUUUACAUUUUUUUUGGAGCAAGUCAAGUGAUUUAUAGAUUGUUAAUGUUUAUGUUGGGAAAAAACCUCUGCUGGCAGCUAUAUGCUUAAUGAACGUAUAAACAUAUUAAGCAAUUGUGGAUUCAAUUCAUAUAUCUGCGACAAUCCCCUCUGCUGCUAAUCACAAAUUUUGUAAUUU